Cuscuta epithymum is the source of this 1299-nucleotide messenger RNA. The record is from the annotation of a GenBank genome assembly. NCBI's taxonomy places the organism in Eukaryota, Viridiplantae, Streptophyta, Magnoliopsida, Solanales, Convolvulaceae.
AAUUAAUUCAAUUUAUAUAGUUGAAUUCGCUAUUCCAGUAAAAAAAAUAGUUGAAUUCGCUAUUGAUUUGAAAGAUCCAAACCAAAAUCAAACCGGCAGUUCGUUUUGAUUUUUUACGAUUCAAUUUGAUUUGGUUAUAAUUCAAUUUAUUUUGAUUUGAACCCAGCGCAGAGGUUCCGGAAAAUAUAACGCAAAUCUGUUUGCGCCUUUUCGUUUAGAUGGAGAUACUCUGAAGGGUCCAACCCCCAAUAACAUACAAAUGGAAUCGGAUGAUAAUACUCCAUUAACCUUCCGUCUUCCCGGUCUGGGAGUGCGAAAAGCUAGUGCUGAAGGACCACCUGUAACAGCAACACCAAAGAAGAAACAGAAGAUGUUUGACAGUUAUCCUGAUCAUUCCACAGAGGAACCGACAGAGAAGAUCCGAGGAGAGCUAGACAGUGUGAAGAAAGAGAUAAAUCUCCUUUCACAGAAAAAAUCUGAGGCAAUAAAGUGUUUGCAAGAUGCCCAAACACUGAUCACUAUCUUACGCAGGGAUAAGGAAAACGCACUUAAGAGGGCUAAUCAGGCUGGACAUGCAAAAGUUAAGUUGCAGGAUGAAGUUACCAAUCUCAAGGCUGAUCUAGACAAGCUCAAGACUGAUUUGAUUGUUAAGGGGGUUGAGGUUGUAACUGCGGUUGAAUCUUUCAAGAACUCCAAAGAGUUUGCCGACAUUAAGCAGGAGUGGGAUGAUCUAUUAAGGAAUGAGCUAAAUGAAGCUCACAAGGAGAUGUGUAACCUUCGCAAGGAGAAGCAGGAUGCUAUCAACAAAGUUAGGAAAUUAGAAGACGAGGUGGUUAAGCUAAACAAAGAGAGACGGGAAGUUGAAGAUAAGAUGGUUGAGCUCCGCAAAGAAAAGCAAAAUGCAGUCAAUCGUACCAUCCAGCUGAAGCUGGAGGUGGCUAAGCUCCAUAAGGAAAAGCAAAAUGUGAAUGAUAAAUCGAGCCAAGUUGAGCAGCAGAUGGUUAAAUUCAAGGCUGACAUUAAGAAGCUUUUGCAACUAUGAUUUUAUUUCCGUAAUCAGCUUCUGAAGGUAAGUAGUUGCUAAAUUUUGUACUUCGUAAAACAUUAGUGGGUUAGCCUUUAGUUGUUGGGUUAUGAAGUGUCUCUGAUCUUUUGCCUAUAUCUAUGAAUUUAGUCAGGGGGUUAAUCAAUCUAGGAUUUAUUAGGUUUUCAAGACUUCUAAUGUUUGUAGAUAUUUCAUCAAGUAUGCAAGUACUGGUUCAAUGUUUGGUAGGUAUUCAAUCCUUACUUUUAAAGUCA